Molecule: messenger RNA, 817 nt
Organism: Cuscuta campestris
Lineage: Eukaryota; Viridiplantae; Streptophyta; Magnoliopsida; Solanales; Convolvulaceae
Source: the annotation of a GenBank genome assembly
ACCACCCUAAUUCCGUUACUCGUUUUGGUGGUUCUUCCCAUUCCCGCCAGUGCUCUCCUCUCAGAACAGAGACAAUGGACGACAGAGGGGGGAAUCCAUUGAUGAGACAGACGGGAAUGAAGAGGUCCUUCAGAUUCGGAAUCCAUGCUUCGCUCACUGCUUGCUCCCAGGAGGACUUUCGCAAAGCUUUCGCGAAGUUCACCCCUACGGAGCAAGAACACCUCCAUCGGUUCUUCACGGAGGUUGUUUCUUCUAUGCAAAAAAGUAUAGAGGACGAGUUUGAGGAUAUCUGCAGGGAUGUAGAGGUAGGAAAAGUUCUUGAUACCGUGGAACUUCUUGUGGAAGAGCAUCACCUGGACCCACUCUCUUCACAGAAGAGUGACAUUAAUGAAGCGUGGAAACAUCUAUUAGAAAUAAAAAAGGCUGAGGUGAACCACUUGAUGGGCAUGGUGGAAAAGGCCGAAGAACAGAAGCGGCUUCUGAGUUCUCGUAUUGAAUCCUUAAAGAACGAAAGGACAGAUGUUUCAGGUGCCACAGAUUUUCUGGAUAAGUUAAGGACAUUGAACAACAAUGUACCACAGGCAAUGAAUCCUUGAGGUAAUGCCCGCCCAUUAGGGUGUUCAUCAGUUUUUCAGAAUCAAAUUUGAGUAUUAUUCUAGGGCAUCUCUUGCAUUGUCAACUGCACAAAUUUCACGAGCAGCAUUCACACAUUUGGGAGAGAGAUAUAUGUGUUGGUGGCGUUGGGCAAUUGAUGGAUCGUCCGGUCGGUUUCAAAAGGCAUUCAGGGAUGAGUUCAUAAGAAAUAACCUUAAAUAGG